Messenger RNA from Solanum stenotomum, 780 nucleotides. RefSeq lists its product as uncharacterized. Bases 1 to 780 code for a protein of 259 amino acids. The record is from RefSeq and is a predicted model, not a curated record. Lineage: Eukaryota; Viridiplantae; Streptophyta; Magnoliopsida; Solanales; Solanaceae. The transcript has 4 exons.
AUGGCCCCGUUCGAGGCCUUAUAUAGUAGGCGUUGUCGCUCUCCGGUUGGUUGGUUUGAGUCUACAGAGACUAGGCUACAUGGUACAAACUUUCUUCAGGAGGUCUUAGAUCAUGUGAUGGUUAUUCAUGAUAAGCUCAGGACGGCUCAGAUUGGACACCAGAGUUAUGUGUAUCGUAGGCGUCGAGCAUUGAGAUUUGUCAUUAGUGACAGAGUAUUCCUCCUAGUAUCGCCCAUGAGUGGCGUGAAGAAAUUUCGGAGGCGUGGGAAGCUUAGUCCCAGAUAUAUUGGGCCUUUUGAGAUUUUGAGGAUAUUUGUUAUUCAUCCAGUUUUCCAUAUUUCGAUGUUGCGCCAGUAUGUCCUAGAUGAGUCUCAUGUGCUCCAGUAUGAUGGGGUUGAAUUGGAUGAUCGUCUAACCUAUAUUGAGGAGCCAGUUGCCAUCUUAGCUAGAGAUGUGAGGCAGUUGCGAUCUAAAAUCAUUCUUGUUAUUAAGGUUUGUUGGAGUCACCGUCCAGUCGAGGAGGCUACCUUGAAGACUGAGCAGGAGAUGCGGGAGCAGUUUCUCGGCUUAUUUAAGCCUUCAGGCUGGAAUGAUUUAUUAAUGGCUAUCGAAUUGGGGGUACUCUCCGUGAUGCUGGGUUGGCCGUCGAUCCUAUUUCUAGAUGAUUCGCCUCUGUUCAUGGUUCAAUUCCCCCAAUUCACUCCACCUGGCGUGGUUCAAGUCCACCCCUUGAUUCGAGCACCAGCUACCAUCAUUGACAUCGAGCCUCCAUCAGUUUGA